CCGGACUCCACAUUUGGGCUCCUCUUAACUCCUUGGUCCAGCCUAGCCAGAGAUUCGACCACAUAUACGCACACACAGUUGUUUGCUCCUGUGGCAGGAUGAACUGUUAAAUGCACUGAAAGAGAUCAAAUGGCUCACAAAAAGCCACCUGCACAUCAUGGAAAGAAACAUGGUGGGGAGAAAGCAGAAGGCUCCAAAAAAGAUGAAAAGAAGCACCAUGAACCAGGCGCAAAGAAACAUGCUGAAGCAAAGAAACAUCGACCACCAAUUCCAGUUCCUGAUGAAGAGAAAGUGAAACACAAAGACAAAGACAAAGAAAAACCCCGAAAAGCUCAUGAUGCUUCAGAAACACCAAAAUCAGAAAAACCACCAAAAAGUCACAAAGCAUCAAAACAUGCUCCUCCUCCUCCUCCACCACCACCACCACCACCACCACCCAGUGUCAAAACUGUGAUAAUACAAUUCCUCAUAGGACAUGACUGCGCCACGAUAUGUCUUAUCAUUCUCUUCUUCCUCAUCAUCGCCACUGUGUGGAUGGUCAUUUUGUUGUGGCAAGUGAGGGAAAAAUAUGAGCCUCUUCGAAAGGCAAUAAGGAACAUUAGGAAAUACAUGGUUUCACACAACCCUGACCUUAAGAUACUUACUGAUGCUGAUACAAUCCUGGAAGCUGAAAAGCUUGCAACACAACUGUUGCCAUGGGCUACAAAGCUCAAUGAAAUUGAAGCUGAGAUUACGAAAAUUGAGUAUAAAUUGAAUCAUGGCUGGAUGGCAUAUGAUGGACACAUUUAUUCAUUCACUGACCACACAUUUUCCCAGAAUGAUUUCGUAAAUUAUUGUAAAGAUCAAAAUGCUGAACUUAUUUUAGAAAUAACUGCGGAAGAGGAGACAUUCAUAGAAAAAGCACUUCUAAACAAGGCCGGUUCUUACUACAUUGCAUUGAGUUAUAGUUACUUCGGAGCACAGUGGAAGUGGUUUCCUUCUGGAACUCUACUUACAAACCAAUACUGGAAAUAUGGAGAACCGGUUAAUUAUAAAUGGUGUGCAGGAGCAGAAGGUGGAUGUAACAUUCCACUGAGUUGCUGGGUCACAAUGGACUGUAGCGAACCAUCCAAAGGCAUUUGCAAGCAGGGCCCUAUAAUCAAAUGGAUGUCCUAGCUCUUUGCUGAACGUUGCACAAAAUUGUACUUGAUGAACCCAGUGAGAAAGAAACGCCACUCGGCGAACCUGCCUCUUAAAAACAGUUGCCCCAGUCAGCCAGUGUGGAGACAUGGAAGAACUCAGGGCUUUGACAUCAGCUUCCAAACACCUUUGCCAUCCUGCCUUUUCGGAGAUUAAAGACAUUGUCAUAUUUAGCAAAUUAAAGAGCAAGUAAAGAAGAA
Messenger RNA from Crotalus tigris (Tiger rattlesnake), 1379 nucleotides. RefSeq lists its product as uncharacterized. Bases 130 to 1155 code for a protein of 341 amino acids. The transcript has 14 exons. The record is from RefSeq and is a predicted model, not a curated record. Lineage: Eukaryota; Metazoa; Chordata; Lepidosauria; Squamata; Viperidae.